UGGGAAUGGAAAGUUUGCGUUCGCCAACGUCGAACGUUGACUAAUCUCCCCCCAAAAUAAAAUUCCUUUGGAAAAACGCUUUACUUCCAUAACAGAAAAGAUAGCGUCGGCCUUUUAGCUAAUCAAAUUUUGUUUUCGUAACAUUUAAAUUCCUUUUUUCUUUUUCUUUUGUAAAUGCAAAUUUCCCCAGCUAAUAUCAACCUCUUGACUUCUUCAAUGUCAAUCUCGGCGUGAAAUGGCGUCACCUCCAACGUCCACGAUAUCCGCAGCUGUGGAGUCCAUCCACCGUUCCCUCCCGGAACUGACUUCCUCUUCCUCCGAUUCCUUCGACAAUCCCAGCCGCUUCACAGCAUUCGCUUCCAGACUCCAGUUCAUCCUCAACCAUCACCACUUCCUCAACUCCAACUCUCUCCCGCCGGCUCUUCAAACUGCACUCAAAGGAAUCGCCUCGGAUCUUUCCAAAGCCGUCCAAACGGUGUCGGCUUACCGUAAACGAAGCAAGAUCUUCGUCCUCAUCAACUGCAAAUCUCUCUCUUCUUCCCUCCAGCAACACUCAUCCGCCAUCGCUUCCUGGCUCGCCUUGAUCGAAUCUUCCCUCUCCGAUAACUUCCCCGAUCUCCGCAAAAAAAUCUCCGAUCUCUCCCUUGACUUGAGACAGUCUCAUUUCACCGUUACUGAAAAUGAAGAUAGAGUUCACCGUACGCUACAAAAAGAAGGAGAAGGAACGCAAACAAGUAAAGCAGUUCAAGCUGCGAUUAUAAUGGAUUUAGCGAGAUGUUUAGGUAUUGAUUCUGAUAAUUACAGCGAGUUACUAAACCAAGUUAAAUUGUUAAAGGAGGAUUUAGCAAACUCUACUUCCGUUUCCGCAAGGCGGAUUUUAGUUUCCUUAGAAACGAUCUUAGAUAACUGGUCAGUGGAUCCUGGAUUGUCAACGUUAAGCGUUGACCGUGAGUUUGAAGAAGAAGCUCACAUUUUACCGUUUAAGAACUUUUUGUGCCCGUUAACUAAGGAAGUUAUGAAGGAACCUGUUGUGCUAGAGUCAUCACAGACUUAUGAGAGAACCGCAAUUGAGUAUUGGUUUGAGAGGUGUUUGGAUGAUGGAAGAGAUCCGACUUGUCCGGUAACAGGUCAGGUUUUGAAGUCUUUGGAGUUGAAACUGAAUAUCGGUUUGGCGGGUGCUAUUGAGGAAUGGGUUAAUAGGAACAUUGAGAUUCUGGUGAAGGGUGCAGUGGAGCAGCUAAGCAAGGAGAAUGUGGAGGUCGAAGGUGUUGAGAGGGUGUUGGAUGUGGUUUAUAAGAUAUCAGAGGAGUAUCCUUCGAAUAGGUUUCGAGCUAGGAAUGGUGGGGUUGUUGUGAUGAUUGUUCAGUUGCUAAAGAAUCGUUCAAAUGGUAUUGGGACUGUUUUGAGAGGUAAAGCUCUUAUGACUUUGCUUUCCAUGGCAAAGGAUGAUGAAAGCAAGAAAAUAAUGCUUGAUGAAGGCAUGACUAGGCUGGCCAUACAUAGUCUUACUGGAAGCUCAGAGAAAGAGAGGGAGUAUGCUGUGAAGUUAUUACUAGAGUUUUCUAGUGAUGAAGCUUAUUGUACGAGAAUUGCAUCAGAGAAAGGGGCCUUAGUACUUCUCUCAAGCAUGGCAGGAAAUUUGGAGCAUCCUGCUGUAGCCAACUUGGCUGAGGAGCUGUUGACACAAAUGGAGAGAACCGAUGAUAGUGUUCAGCAUUUAGCAGCGGCAGGAAGAUUUGAACCCUUACUUAGUCGGCUGUGUGAAGGACCUGAUGAUAUUAAAAUACAGAUGGCAUCAAUUAUUGGGAGAAUGACCUUGACAAAUAACAAUAAAGAACAAAUUGCCAGGCAAUGUGCUCAAACAUUAGUUGAAUUGUUAUCUAAACCAGAAGGAAGAACAUCGAGCUUGCAAGCCUUAAAUAACCUGUCAGGGUUGGAUGACAAUGCAACCAUUCUGGUUGAUUGUGCUGUUCUUCCUGCAUUAGUGGCUAUUCUCUUACAAGAUGAAGGUUCUUCGCCAGAUUGGAAGGAACUUGCAGCAUCAGUAAUUGCAAACAUAGUAUCAAAUCCUGGGCACUGGGAACUGGCUUCAAUUGACAGGAAAGGGAAUUCAAUGCAGUCAGAAUCAGUAGUCUUUAGUCUUGUUAGACUUCUUUUUGUUGCAUCUUCCCAAUGUCAAGCUUCUAUUCUCCGCAUCCUAUAUGGAAUGGCUAGCUCACCGCAAGCUGCAGAGUCAGUAGCUAUGCAUAUACAAAAUUCUGGGGAUGGCAUCAAAACAAUCAUUCUGUUUCUUGAAUACCCAGAGGUUGAACACCGAACUUACGCUUUUAAGCUUACAAGAGUACUUGCGGAAAGGUUUGGUCAUGAUUUAGCUCAAGAGCUAAAACUUUCUGACAAGCUUUCCUUAUUUAAGGAGAAAUUACUCGAUGACAAAUCAACAGAAAGUGAGAAAUCCAAUGCUGCAUGCAUACUUGCUAAUCUUCCACUCUCCGAAGAUGAGGUAAAAACAAUCAUGGAGGCAGGCUUUGUUAAAUGGACAAUAAUGACUCUUAAAAAGCAGAAGGGUAUCUCGAAUGGAAGAACAUCCCGGCCUAUAUCAAGCAUGGCAGAAGGACUAUUAGGUCUAUUACUCCACUUUACAAGGAGCCUUGAUCAAGAGACCAUUAGUGUGGUCAAGGAGCAUCAAAUCAUGACCAUUUUCUGUGAGCAGCUGAGUUUUCUUGCAAAACCUAGAGUGAGGCAGCUUGCUGCUGUUGGAUUGAAGAACUUGUCUGAAGCUGGAAGGUCGCUUGCAGCUGCAGACUCGGAACCACCACCUCCCCAAGGUUUCUGUGCUCCCUUGGUAUUCGUGUGUGGAAGGGCACCUCCAAAACCUUCGACUUGUCCUAUACACAAUGCUCCAUGUGAAAACAAUAAUCAACUGUGCUUACUAAAAUCCAAUUGCAUCAGACCCUUGGUUGACCACCUUCGCGAUGAAGAUACCUUUGUUCAAAUAGCUGCCAUUGAGGCACUUUCAACUCUUAUGUUAGAUAUGGGUAAUGGUUACAAAAGAUCCGUGGAUGAGCUAGAAAAGCAGGAUGUAAUCAUGGCUGUCAUCGAACUUUUCACUGAAAUUCGUCCUGGAGUGCUUCAAGAGAAGGCACUUUGGAUGAUAGAGAAGGCAUUGAGAGUGGAUGGCCCUGCCCAUAAGUACUCCCUCAAUCAGUCACUGGUUAGGGCUUUGGUGGAAGCUUUUAAGCAUGGAAAUGCUAAUGCAAAGAGACAUGCUCAGGAUGCUCUUACCAACCUAAAACAGAUAUCAGGUGUAAGCGGAAAAGCCUCUAGUCACUCUCGGGCGCGGAGGUAAGUAGCAACACAAAAUACUCAUUAUCCCUCGUUUUUCUAUGUAGACACAGUAUAAUGCUUCAAAUUUGUACAGCAUUCACAUCACAGCCACCAAAUUUUGUAUUCAUUCCUGUGUAUUAUUCAUCAUUAAUGAAUAAUCCAUCAUCCUCGUUUCUGGCUCGGCAGUAUGAUUUCCUAGUUCA
Molecule: messenger RNA, 3527 nt
Organism: Gossypium raimondii (Peruvian cotton)
Lineage: Eukaryota; Viridiplantae; Streptophyta; Magnoliopsida; Malvales; Malvaceae
Product: U-box domain-containing protein 44
Exons: 5
Coding region: 236-3346 (1036 amino acids)
Biological process (GO): protein ubiquitination
Molecular function (GO): ubiquitin-protein transferase activity; protein binding
Source: RefSeq, a predicted model, not a curated record